UGGAGUCUUCCAGAUUCGAAUCCGUAAUCGUGAUUCUAAGUACGGGAUGACGACAUCAUUAUUAGAACAAUAUUGUACGUUCCACAUGUCAUCCGUCCCCUACGUUUAGUUAGUCCUGCCGCAGCUGCCAGGCACAUUUCUUGAUCGGAUCCCGCGAAAGCUUGUGUUUUUUUUUUUAAUAAUCUUUAUUGCCGAAACCGCCACACUUCCUCCCAUACAUAAUAUACUACUGCCUGUCUCCCCAUCACCUUUUUCUAUUCAUUCAGCAACAAAUUACAAGCGACAUUCCCUGACAUUCAGCCUCACUCCCUCCAUUUCCGCCGCCUUUUUCUGAGGGCUAUUACGUCACAAUGCCGACAAAAGAGGGUUCUCCUCGACCGCACACCUUUUCCGGCGUGGUACUCCAAUUAAAGGAGAAGCUCAAGCCGGGCAACAAACAACAAAAUGGCACAACAACAAACGGCAAUGGCAAUGGCAAUGGCUUGGGCAAGUCUGCCCAUCGCCAUGAGCUUAGACGCAUAGAGAAGGCGGAGAAGGAGGAACGAAGCUCGCGGGAUAUCCAAGAGCGGGAGAACCGCUGGCGUAGAGAACAAGAACGCGCGCGGUCCGAGGAGGAUGAGGAGAUGCUAACGCGCUAUGGAAUGGUCGCAGAACCAGAAGACUUACCUGCCCAAGUCCAGCCUGGUAAGCUCAAUACUAUUGAGGGCAUUCAUAAACUCUCAGUUGGCACCAAAGUUGCGUUUCGAGCCCGGAUACACACGCAACGCCGUAUGUCGGCCAAGCUCGAUUUUCUGUUGUUCCGAGAUCAGACCCACUCCAUCCAAGGUGUUCUUGCGCAUACAAGCACCCACAUGAUUAAAUGGGUGCAAAAGCUACACCCCGAAUCUCUUGUCUACGUGACCGGUACUCUGAAAGAGCCACCAGAGAACAUCCGAUCUGCAACGGAGCAAACCGUCGAAAUUGACGUUUACUCCUUGCAUCUGGUAGCCGCCGCCAAUGAUACACCAUGGGACAACUAUGAACCUCCGGAGGCGCUAAAUACUCGCCUGCAAGCACGUAUCCUCGAUAUCAGACAUCCCUCCAAUAUUGCUAUUUUCAAGAUUAGAUCAAAGAUCGUCAGCCAGUUCCGUCGAACUCUCGAGGACCUAGACUUUCUUGAAAUCCAAACUCCAAAGUUGCAGCCAGCCGCAACGGAGAGCGGUGCCGAGGUUUUCAAGGUCAACUAUUUUGGACGCAAGGCUUUCUUGGCACAAAGCCCACAGUUGGCCAAGCAGAUGGCCAUCUCUGCUGAUUUAAGAAAAGUAUUCGAAGUUGGUCCAGUUUUCCGCGCUGAAAACUCCAACACGCACAGACAUUUGACCGAAUACACCGGUCUUGAUAUCGAGAUGGAGAUCCAGCAGGAUUAUCAUGAAGUCAUGAUGACUGUUGACAAAUGUUUGAAGAACAUUUUCACUGCUGUGCAAAGUAUGCCCGAACUCCAUGUCGUGCGCGAACGUUUCCCCAGCGAGGACUUGGUGUGGCUUGACGAGACUCUCGUCCUACCCUUCACCGAGGGUAUCAAGAUGCUGCAAGACGACGGUGUAGAUGUCGAGGUUGAAGAUCUUGGAACUCGUGACGAGAUCCGACUUGGAGAACUUGUCAAGCAGAAGUUUGGCACGGACUACUACAUCCUUGACCACUUUCCGUCAAACGCGAGGCCUUUCUAUACCCACAAGGCUGAAGACCCUGACUUCACAAACUCGUUCGAUAUCUUUAUCCGCGGACAGGAGGUUUGUACUGGUGGCCAGCGUAUUCACAAUGCUGAAAAGUUACGGGAAAGCAUGAAGAAGGCCAGGAUACCUGAGGCUGGUAUGGAAGAGUACCUAGCUGCCUUCGACUUGGGCCCAGCCCCACAUGGAGGUGCAGGUCUUGGAUUGGAGAGAGUAGUGAUGUUGAUGCUCAACUUGGGCAACGUGAGAAACGCGACCCUGUUCCACAGAGAUCCGAAGUCUCUACCAGAGAAACCACAAGGACUUCCCCACCCUGAAGCCGACACAACAAAGCCAUGGCAGUUCACAGAACAGCCCUCUGUCGAAAAACUCAUCGCCAACUAUGGAGAUGCUUCCAACACCUCGUGGUUGGAUGAACGCUUUGAGAUCUGGCGACAUUCCAAUGGCGCAGCCGUUGGAUAUGCUAUUCAAGAUGAAAAGUUUGCGAUGACUAUUGGUAACCCACUCUGCGAUGAGAGCCAGUACAACGAAGUGAUCUCAGCUUACCAAAAUUACGUUUUGCACGAGCUUAAGCUUACACCUGUAUGGAUGCUGGUGUCGGAGCAAGUGCAGGAUGUUUUGGCAACCCAUCAUAAGUGGAGAACGUUGAGCUGCGUGGAAGAACAGCGUGUCGAUGCUGACAACCACAACAAGCCUAGCGGCCACGACAUCCGAAGAGUCGAAAGGGAAAACGUCAAGGUCCACAAGGUCGAGUUGUCAGAAGAUUUCAUGAAGCGAUGCGAUGAAAGUAUUGAAGAGUGGAAGGUAGCCCGUCGAGGCAAGAAACAAGUCCACUUGACAGAGAUCCGCCCAUGGGUCGAUUCCGAACAUCGUCAAUACUUUGCUGCAGAAAAGGAUAACAAGGUCGUUGCUCUUGUCGUUCUAGCGCAGCUCUCCCCCAAGCACGGUUGGCAAGUGAAGUGGGCAAUGGACUUUCCUGGUGCACCGAACGGCACCAUCGAGGUCACUGUCGAGAAGGCUCUUUCGUCUGUUACUGGCAACGUAACUUUCGGUGCGGGCGUCUCAGAGAAGCUGACCCCUGGUUCUCAGCUGCACGGAGCCCGUGCCAAGUUUUUGGCCAAUACCUACGAGCUCCUCGUCAAGCAGCUCUCCCUGGCUAACAAGGCAGGCUUCAGAGAGAAGUUUGGUGUUAAAGGUGACCCUAUCUACAUAUGCUAUCCCCGCCACGGCGUUGGUGUUCAGGAUCUGAAGCAGUUUAUCAAGUUCUUUGAGGACUAAAUAUUGCAACGGACUCUUAAUGGGUCAAAAUGAGGCCACGGUUGGACGAAUGAAUUUGAACUGGACGCGGCUAGUUGCAGGUCAGGCGAUACCCCCUUCUUGGAUUGAAUGCGUGCUUGGCGUCUGGCAUAUUUCUUUUGUAAUAAUUAUUAGCGGCCGGCCUUUUGGUCUUCCGCUUGGCAUACCAAGGCCUAUUUGGCAUAGAAAGUCCACUAGAUAUCCAUUCCUGUUUGUGUGCGCAGAAUAUAUUGUUAAUCGAUAUCCUCAUACCAUCUUUCUUGAUGCUCCUCUCACAAAUUGCCUACUUAUAUGAAUGCGUAUGUGAGCUCGAAGGGGGUUCAAAGUCGUGACGGCGUC
Messenger RNA from Truncatella angustata, 3344 nucleotides. RefSeq names its product aspartyl-tRNA synthetase. Gene Ontology annotation, biological process: aspartyl-tRNA aminoacylation. The record is from RefSeq and is a predicted model, not a curated record. Gene Ontology annotation, molecular function: aspartate-tRNA ligase activity; RNA binding; ATP binding. Gene Ontology annotation, cellular component: cytoplasm; cytosol; aminoacyl-tRNA synthetase multienzyme complex. The transcript is spliced from 2 exons. The coding region runs from base 351 to 2987 and encodes 878 amino acids. Lineage: Eukaryota; Fungi; Ascomycota; Sordariomycetes; Amphisphaeriales; Sporocadaceae.